Molecule: messenger RNA, 1158 nt
Organism: Penicillium canariense
Lineage: Eukaryota; Fungi; Ascomycota; Eurotiomycetes; Eurotiales; Aspergillaceae
Product: putative nuclear pore protein (SEH1)
Exons: 3
Coding region: 1-1158 (385 amino acids)
Biological process (GO): positive regulation of TORC1 signaling; cellular response to amino acid starvation
Cellular component (GO): nuclear pore outer ring; Seh1-associated complex
Molecular function (GO): protein binding; structural molecule activity
Source: RefSeq, a predicted model, not a curated record
AUGGGGGCAGUGGAGCGCCCGGAGAUGGCCGGCGGGUUUGCCGACUUCGAUGCUGGUCACCGGGAUCUGGUAGCUGUCACCAAGUUCAACUUUUACGGAAAUCGGCUUGUCACGGCAUCGUCAGAUCAUCGCAUGAAAGUGUGGGACCUCAAGGAUGGCCAAUGGCAGCUGAUGGAUACCUGGCGGGCUCAUGACGCCGAGAUUCGCGAUGCAACAUGGAAUGGGCCCUUUACAGGCCAGCAUAUUGGCAGCGUGGGAGAAGACAUGCGUCUCAAGAUCUGGCAGGAGGAUGUAACGCAACCGCCUAAUUCAGGGCGACGGUUCAGAUCCAUAUUUCGCUUGACAGCACCUCAGCGACACCCAUUUGUGUCACUGGACUUCCGCAAUAUUGACUUGGAGUCGUGGCUGGCUGUUAUCACCCGAGAUGGCUACCUGAUGGUCUUGGAGCCUGUCAGCCCAGAUAGCUUGGCGGACUGGCAGACUAUCGACCAGUUCCGGGUAUGCUCAGCUCCUGAACGUGGCGAGGAGACAAGCUUCAGAGUUCAGUUCCAUCACGACCCGACCGAUAUCACACAUACGCUUCUCCCAGACUCUGACCGAAAGAGUUUGUCGCUUGUCGUGGCAGCCAUGGACACAGUCAAAGUGUAUCGCACCGACGCAAACCGACGCUUCUACCAUGCCAUCGAACUGAACGGACAUGGCGGUCUCGUCAGGGACAUCUCUUGGUCCAACGGAUCUGUACGAGGCUAUGAUCUCAUCGCGAGUGGCGGCAAGGAUGGACUUGUUCGCAUCUUUGAAGUUUAUACAACCGCCGCCAACCAAGGAUCUCAAACUCCCAGUUCUCGGAAGGCUGAACGGCGCCAACAGCAGUCAUCAUCUGUACGAGCGACAUCGCAGUCGGGUAUAGGGACCGCUCUGGCAAACCGUGCGCCCGCUACAGCCUCCAGCCGCCAGUCCAGUGGGGAUUCUCAGUUCCGCCAUUCGUUUAAGCAAGUGGCUUGUAUUGACAGCAAGCACAUCGAUGUGUGGCAGGUGGACUUUUCGUUUGCCGGUGAUUCUUUGAUUUCCUCCGGUGACGAUGGCGCAGUUCGGUUCUGGAAGAAGUCUUUAUCAGGGGAGUGGCUUGAGUUCGCGGAAACCGACAUGGCAUCUCAGUGA